CGGGCUCCAUGUUUAUAAAUAUGUGUUUCUUACAGUUCAAUUUCAUGGGCCAGAUAAUCUGAAACAACCAAACUGGGCCUAUAAAAUUCUAAGGUUACCAAGUCAACUUCCGUAACUUACAACUACCUCCUAUCAUUGUUGUCUUUGACCACCAAAAGAGCAUACAAUCUUCCUUGCCUGAGACAGAUCUGGGAAAACCCCGAUCAUUUUUAUCAUAUUCCCAACUUAUUUACCCGUCCCAAAUCUUCCUCUCCUUAGUUCGAAAUGUCGGAUUCGAACGAUGAAGGCUUGGGGUACUGGCUCAGGUGGCAAGUACCAGUGUGUGCAUUAAUCAUCGUUGCCCCAUCUGUAUUAGCUUCAUAUAUCAUCAAUAAAGUUAAAACAGACCCGUUAUUUUUCAAUCAUUUUUGGAAGCCACAGUGGAGAAACUUAAAUCCCUGUUGGCUUCUAUGUUAUAGAGCUUUUGCUUUUAUAUGCACGGCUCGGAUACUGUGUGAGGUUAUUGCCUCUGAGGGAGGAGCUUUUGCUUUCUAUUUCUACACUCAGUGGACAUUUGCAUUGGUUAUGGUCUAUUUUGGGCUGGGGACUGUCAUUUCUGCUUAUGGGUGUUGGGUGUGCUUAAAUACUCCUCUGCCUGAAAAUGGUGCAAGGGCUGAGUUUCUGAAAAGUGAUGUGGAAGAGAGUAGAACUGAAAACUCUGGAACUUAUAAGGAAAACAAUGUGAGGGAUAAAAUCAAGUUGCAGAGUCACCACGCUCAGGAGGAGUUUCAGCGAAGGGCAGGAUUUUGGGGAUAUCUUAUGCAAACUAUAUAUCAGACUUGUGCCGGAGCUGUCAUCCUGACGGACAUCGUAUUUUGGUGCGUCAUCGUCCCGUUUUUAUCAAACUCGCACCUUGGCCUUAACACGUUAAUGGGUUGCAUGCACACUUUGAAUGCUAUGUUCCUUAUCCUAGAUACCCUUCUUAAUAGCCUUCCAUUUCCUUGGUUCCGGCUUGCAUAUUUCGUUCAAUGGAGCUGUCUGUAUGUUGUUUUCCAAUGGGUUCUUCAUGCCUGCGGUUUUACAUGGUGGCCAUAUCCUUUCCUGGAGCUUAAUACGCCAUGGGCUCCUUUAUGGUACUUUGCCCUGGCUCUGGUUCAUAUCCCCUGCUAUGGAAUGUAUGCACUUAUUGUAAAAGCAAAAAAUUCGAUCCUCCCAAGAUUGUUCCCUCAUGCUUUUGUUAGAUCACACUAGUUUUAUUUCUUUGUUUCAAAUCAGCUGGUUUUGUUUAUGGUAAAUUUUGUUUUGGAUGUAUGCUUUCUUUCUUUUUUUGGUAUAUGAAGAAGGGGAUAUCAUUCCUCAGAUUCAUUCCCUUUCUAGGUUGUGAUCUUUACACGUUUCUUUAUUCCAGACUCAUUAUCUGGUUUGAUAUUUAAUUUUAAUUUAAUUUGUUGAUGUGAUUAUAUCAACUUCAAAAUUGUAAAUAGUAAAGAUGGUUGCGAAAAUAAGAUGAUGUUGAUUGAGUCA
Molecule: messenger RNA, 1503 nt
Organism: Gossypium arboreum
Lineage: Eukaryota; Viridiplantae; Streptophyta; Magnoliopsida; Malvales; Malvaceae
Exons: 8
Coding region: 265-1230 (321 amino acids)
Cellular component (GO): membrane
Source: RefSeq, a predicted model, not a curated record